AAUUUACAGAAUAAAAAAUUCUAGAUCUGAUAGAGAUAGAACAGUAUUCACAGGAGAAAAGAUUUGUGCAAAUUGUAAAAAGGUGCAAACACUAUUUCUAGAUCUAAGACAUAUAGUUUAUAUACAAGAACUAAAUUAUACCAGAUGAUUCAAUUCUUCAACAGGAUUACCAAUCCAAAAAUCUUCCAAAUGGUAGUCAAAGUGGUUUUCAUCCAUUGAUGGUGGUGCUUGGGUGCCUUGGGCAAACAAGUAUGGGUAGUUCUUAUUCCAGCCUACCAUGCAACCUUUCUCUUGAACUUGGGUUUUAGAUUGGAAGAACCACUACUCUCUAGAUUUGUUUGGAGUGAAGAGGAUGGAAAAGUAACGGGUUAAAAAGGUUGAAGAAAAAGGUCAUUGUGCUUUAUGUCAACAAGUGUUAUGUGAUGAUUACUUUUAUGUCAAGAACUUAAAUGAGAGGAAUCUCAUUUAUGUGUUUCCUAUAUUUGCCAAAAACACAUGCAACGAAUCAGAAGACACUUCCUUUUUUGAAAAAAAAAAGAAAAAGAAAAGGAAGCAAAAUACACUACUACUUCUUAUAUGUUCUUUUACGAGCACACAACCACGAAUAUCGAUCUAUAAGAAUGGUGAUGCAGUAAUAUUCCUAUCACACCAUCGAUCGACUCGUCUCGAUCUUUAAAAAAGAGAUUGAUGGUCCCAAACCUAUUGCUUACAUGUUUUCAUAAAGAAAAAGUUACAGUCUUGAAACAUAUAUGAAAUCCUGACAUCGAUCAGUUCUAGUAUCACACCAUUCACCGCGUAGAAAAGAAUAUCUCUAUUGUUGAAAUUUGUAAAGAAGUUAUUAAACGACAUUUUUAUUUGAACAUAAUUAUAUGAUAUCAUCAUCGAUCACUAAACGUCCAAGCUGAAAUGUCAAAUUGACCAUGUCGGCUCUAUGAAAUAAACAAUAUUUAAUUUUUCAACGUAGUUCACAUAUUUGGUAUGCCACCACCUAAUUUUUUUCUUUAAAAUUAUCUUAUUUACCUCACGCUUGGCGUCAAGCUAAUUAGAUUGACGCGCCAUUUAGUAUAAUCAUGUAUUCUGCAAUACAUGCUUUUUAAGAAUACAUCUCGUUUGCUUGUUGGAUUUGAAAAUGAGGGUUUUUAGUUUUAAAAACCUUUGGAUUUAUGAUGGAUUUGUUGCAUUAUGGAUUUAGAAGAGUACAUUGUUUGUUUAGUUAACUUUUAUCAUGGAUUUGUCUGACAAAUUUGACUUCCAUUAUCAAAUCCCAAAUGAAAUGUGAGAUUUUCAAAUAUGUGGGGUCCACGUGUUUGGAUCUAGAAAAAGAGUACAAAUCCGUGGGCCUCACAAAUUUGUGUCGCUUAGAAAACAAUGAAUUUGUGCCAAAUCCUUAGAUGUUUAGGAUUUGUGUGUCAAAUCCAUCACCUAAAUCCCACAAGCAAACAAUACGGUAAUUUUGUAAACAUAGAGGCUUACCAAACCCAACCCUGAAUAUUGAUGACAGAGGAAUACGUUUCUCGGGCCAUCAACACUCUAAGAAUGAGUCAGCCAUGGAGAAAGCGACCAAUGAAAUCUGUCCACAUAGGAUCGGGUAGGGUAGCAAGAUAUAGAUGAGCUGAGCCGCGCCAAAAUCCUUCCCCUCUCCCUUUCCCUGCUUCUCUUCUCACAAAUCUAUUCCAACUAAAGCACAGGCAGAGCCCAAAUUUGCAGAGGCUAUGGCUUUCCCUUCCCUUAUCCCAGCCUCUGGCGUCCACAGGCUUUCGCUCUUUUCUUCCCCUUCUUCAGCUCGCACGUCGCAGCACUUGUUGCUCUCAUCCUCCCAUUCUUCAUUUCGCUUCAAUCCAACUCCAACUCUCCACUGCCCUCCAGCCGCCGCCAAGCGUUCUGCCGAUUACAGGGUUCAGAGUUAUCCUCCUGCAAAACCCACUUCAGAGGAUAUGGAGAAGGUGAUUCCUUUCGCUACUGAAGCAGGCACGCCAAGUUCCCGACUUAGAAACAAGAAUUUAAAGGGUCUGAUAGCUGCGGUUCUUAUGUUUGUUCAAAUAUCUUCACCUCUGCCUUACUUCGGCUGGGAGCCGUUUCCCAUUUCACCAGCAAAUGCGGUGCUUUAUUUGCCGGACACUAAGGUUCGAAGAACUGGAGAACUUGCUUUAAGGAAGGCGAUUCCAGCCAAUGCAAACAUGAAGGCCAUACAGGAUUCACUGGAGGAUAUCUCAUACUUGUUAAGGACACCACAGAGGAAGCCAUACGGAACCAUGGAAGGCAAUGUGAAAAAAACCCCUUAAGGUAUGUGGCAUCAGCCAAAGGACUUUUUCGCCAUCUAUGUGAAGCUUUAAUAAUCAUAUACCAUGCUAAAAGUUCAGUACCAGCUAAAGGAAUUUGUUAAGUGUGAUCAUUGAUGUUCUAUAUUCCUGUAACAUGGUGCUAUGGUUUCAGAUUGCAACCGAGGAAAAGAACUCCAUUUUGGCAAGUGUACCUGCAGAGUUUGGGGACUAGGGUUCCUCAUUAUAUGCAUCUCUAAUUGAUGGAAAGUUAUGACACUUUUAGGUGGUUGUAAUGUGGUGGAAUGUGGUAACUGCUCAACGUUGCUUUGGUGUCUCGUCGUCUCAUUAUCGGAACGCUAAACCAGUGACUGGCUUCAUUUGAACUAGUGGUUCAAUUUUGAAGGAUACUAAAUUACCUUUUCCAUUUCAAGGGUGGUUUGCAAGCUCUGAUUAAAAACAUUAAGGACCGGGACCAAGACAAAGUUUCCGUGAGCCUUGCAUCUUCACUUGAUACCAUCUCUAAGCUUGAGUUGCUACAGGUAUCCGUAUGUAAGACUUCCUCUCAUGUUUCUUACGAUUCAGAAUUUGUAUCCAAUAACUGUAACCUCCCUUUUUAGCACUGUUCCUUCCUUGUCAAUCCAGCAACUUACCAGUCUCCAUUUCACAUAAAGGCAGAAAUGGUUGGUCCAUAUUAUGCAUUACUUUGUGGAUGGAUGACUCAUAAAGAUAGCAAAUUAUGCUUCUUCUUUUUUUGUCAAGUUCACCAAUUUCCACCAAUUUAUUCCUUUCAGGGAUCAAGAGCGUUGUAGAAAUGGUAAUUGAAUAGAUUCCUUUUGGUUGUAAAAGGCUCCAGGACUUUCUUUCUUGUUGCCAGAGCAAUACACAAACUAUCCAAGGUCAGCCCUUUCAUUGGUCAUCCCUGUGUGAUAAUGUUGUAUUGCAACUUUAAUGGUACAGGCACAAAAAUAGUGGCAGCCAAACUUUGGAUUAGUUUUUAUCUCCUGACUAGAAUCUGUGGACCUGUAGGCUAAAUGGCAGAGGAACUGUUGAAUUUACCAUUGAGAAAGGAGAUGGUUUAGCAUUUUCCCCUGAAGUGGGUGGUGAAUUAAGAAAGACAGUCAAAAUUCAGGUCUGAUAAGCAAUCUGCAAUAAUGAGAAAGCAAAGUUACUGUCAUUGAUAUGUGCUCCUACUUUGAAUCUCCUACAUGCUUGAACUACUUUAUUCCUGCUGCUGGAUUUGUGGAUAUGACAUUUGCUUGCAACUAGUUAGUUCCUAUUCUGGGUGUGUGCCUUCCAUUCUUUCAUCUAAUUUUUUUUCUGGAUACCUUGUUGCUCUCUUAUCUCUUCGUACUAUCAUUAACUAUAUCUACAAUAAAAAUUAAAUUAUGCGCAAACAGGUAACUGUAUAUGGAUAUUCAGCAGUCAGCACCACCGACAGCAGGGAAUUUCGCAAAACUGGUAAGGUUGCUGAACCUCACUUGAACCUCACCAGUCCUAAUUUCCUCAUUAUGUACCUUUUUUUACCUUUCAUGAACGAUAUGCAAACAUUGAUCGUCUUAGGUAGUGCAUGGGGCAUACGACGGAGCAAAGCUCGAUACCAUUAACCAAGCUAUCAUAACCGAUACUGGACUGGACAAGAACUCCAGUUACAAGCAUACCCCUAGAAAUAAUGCCCUCAGGACAAUUUGAGCCACUGUACCGAACAAAAUUAAAGUGUCCAGGUAACACCAUACUGUCUAUACAAUGAUACAAUACAUUCAUCAGGCCAAUUUAGAGCUGCCAAAAGAGUUCUCACCUUUUUCAAAAUGUUAUCACUUUCAUGUUGUCUUAAAAAAAGCACGGGGAGUUGCCAGUUCUUCCGAUGUCAGUCUACGGAGCAGUUGCAAUGGCACAUAGUGAAUGUGUCUGAAGCAUAUCAGUUCUUCUUCUACCUCUACGACAAGAGAAAUGUAAGUACCAUGCACCAAUCAAACUCUAUAGAGCUCAGAAUUUCUCUCUUGAAACUCACCACUUCACUGGUUCCCCCUUGUCAAUUUGUAUGACAGUCUGGCUUAGGAGGAUUAUCUUUCUGACGAAGGGCGGUUCUCGGUUUUCGGGUAUGUCUCCGAGGCCCUACCUAAUGUCUUCUGCAUGUCAGGUUUCACUGUGCUGAGCUAUAAUCACUGUUCUGUAAAUGCGUUUGCAGAUAUGCCACUAGCGGGAGGGACAUUCCUUGGCAGAUCAAAACCCGGCGAUGUGAUUCGAUCAGCAAAGAUGGUGGAUGGUCAGGAUCGCCUUAUACUACCAACCAAGAGCUGAGACCUGAAAACAGGACCAGCUUGAUUCUCUUCUCUUUCCAAACAGGGUACGACGAAGAUCUCUGAUCAUAUCUCCCAAUGACCCACUUGCUCAAUUCAUUGGUAAUUUGAUAGACACACAAUGUCGAUCAUUUUUUUUUUUUUUGGUCUUGUAACAAAUGUCUAACACCAGUAGUCACCAGGUCUAUCUAUCCUCUCAAAAUUUGUUGAUUGUUCCACCUCUGGGUGGGAAAUGAGAAAUAUUUCUGGAUUUGUCGAUACUUCCCACUUCCACAUCUGAAGAUGGGUUUGAGUUUGACAUCCGGCCAUCGGUUUGCUUCCGGCCGACACGUCACUGCUCCAAUUUGUACGAUGAUUUUUUAUCCUGCUGUGAUCGGAACAGAGACCUCUCUGAAGGAUACAUCUUCUUCACUGUCUGGUAGUGGCCCUGAGGUGUCGACUUUUGGGCGGACGUCGAGAAGGAAGGUGAUCGGACAUUUCGCUUUUGCUUGCCGAGAAUUCGGCCGGGAAAAGGGACGGAACCGGCACCUUUUGAGUUCGCCGACGGCGACAAUCCAAGAAAACUCCUUUUUUUUGUCUGAAAAAUAAUUUGUGAAAUUAAGGGACUUCUGCAGA
Linum trigynum is the source of this 5173-nucleotide messenger RNA. NCBI's taxonomy places the organism in Eukaryota, Viridiplantae, Streptophyta, Magnoliopsida, Malpighiales, Linaceae. The record is from the annotation of a GenBank genome assembly.